Molecule: messenger RNA, 585 nt
Organism: Neurospora tetrasperma FGSC 2508
Lineage: Eukaryota; Fungi; Ascomycota; Sordariomycetes; Sordariales; Sordariaceae
Exons: 3
Coding region: 1-585 (194 amino acids)
Source: RefSeq, a predicted model, not a curated record
AUGAAGGUGACACAACAAAACCUCACAUUACUCCGAUCCUCCCCUUCUUCACGUCGCAUUGCGAACCUCACCACCAAAAGUCCCCGUCACGAAACACCAAAAGUCGCUACAUCACCUCUAACACCAAAUAUGGCCACCCGCAUAGCCUGUCGCGCUGCCUUCCGGCGCAACGUUGUCCCCGUCACUCUCGGUCUCACAACCACCUUCGCCCUGGCCGCGCGACAACAGCCUCUGAAGCUAGACGCCUUGUCCAGCUCGCAGCAGUCGCGGUCUCUCCAUUCCCAGAAAGACAACAAGGAGGAGUGGUUGAACCCGGAAACGAUCAAGCAGCUUUCUAGUGGGAGUUUGAGCGGUUUCGCCACCGGUCUUUUGAUCAGUGUCUUUUCCAAGACGCUCGUGCUUUUGGCGGGUGUUAGUAUGGUGAUUGUUCAGGUUGCGUCUCGUUACGGCAUCGACUUGGUAGGCAUGUUGCAUCUUCGCGACAAGGUGAACUCGUCAAAGAUUCUCAAGGCGUUGCAACACAAAAUGGCCUUUAAGCUUGCCUUUGCCAUAACCUUUGCUCUUUCUGCUUUCAUGUCUUUCUAG